AUGGAAGAAGAUGGAGAUUGUGGUGGGGAAGACCUCACCCCCUUUUGGGUCCAAAGCACCACCAAUCUCCGUCGCUCCGACCGCCUCCGCCGCGGCGUCGCCGCCGUGUUCUUCAGCUCGGGGCUGGUGGUGUUCCUCCUCUUGGUAACAGCUGCUUUUUUCUUGGCUUUUGUAGUGCCCUCAACCAUUUCUCUUAGUGCCAACAUUUUUAAACCUAAUAGUGUCAAGAAAAGCUGGGAUUCUUUGAACAUUGCUCUUGUUUUGGUUGCUGUAGUUUUUGGGUUUCUUAGUAGAAAUAGAAAUGAGGAGAGAUCCCCAUUGUUUGAUGAGUUUCAGCCUUCUCCCAUUAAGGAAAAUCAAUCCCAGAACCCAAUUCAUGAGGAAAAAUCGAGUCUUUAUGAUUAUCAUCAAGAAAAAUCGAGUCUUUAUGAGUACCAUCAAGAAAAAUCGGAUCUUUAUGAGGAAAAAAAUUUGAAUUUGAGACGAAGCAGCAGUUCAUAUCCUGAUCUGCGUGAAUUCUCAUCUUCUUCUACAAAUUGGAGCUAUGGGGAUCAUCAGAGGAGAUUUUUCGAUGAUUUUAAUGUCGAUUCGAGCCGGAGCUCGGAUGCGGCGGAGAUCCACCACCACCGCCGCCACCGGAGCUUGGAGCAAGUUGAUUAUCUGGCUUCGCCGCCGCGGAUUAAGACUGUUGUUGUGGAUACAUUGGUGUUUAAACCCACUGCGGGAGGAAAAAUAUUUCCGGCUGAAUUGGCGGCGCCGCCGCCGGGGGAGGAGGAGGUUGCGGAGAGGGUGGUGGGUGAUGGUGCGGCGGUGAGGGAGGGGAGAUCGAGCAGGAGAUUUUAUAAAGAUUCGAAUUUGAUGAAUCCCGUCUCGGCGCCGAAGCCGCCUCUGCCGUCGGCGGAGGAAGCUCCGCCGCCGGAAUUUCAAGAAAGUGAGAAACGGAGCCGGGAAAGAGCGGCGCGGAAAAAGGAAAAGUCGAGCAGAAGGCAGGUUUAUAAAGAUGCGGAACCCACAAAUCCAAUUGCGACGCCUCCACCGCCACCGCCACCUCCGGCACCGCCGCAGCAGAAGAGCAGCAAGAGUGAGAGAAGACGCGGCGGCGUGGCGGCGAAUUCGACCAAAAUCUUCUUGAAUUCUCUCUACGGCAAGAAGAAGAAGAAGCAGAGGCAAAAGAGCGUAGAAAAUGUGGAUUCUCUCCUCCACGAAGCUCCUCCGCCGCUAAGUUUUCAAAUUCCGCCGCCGUCGCCGCCCCCCACCACCGCCUCCCCCACCACCGCCUCCCCCGCCGCAGCAGCCGUCAUCGGUCUUUCACACUCUGUUUUCAUCCAAGAAGCCCAAAAGAAAAAGAACCAUAACCGUCACAGUGGGGCCCCUCCCACCAUCUCCGCCACCAGAAUCGCCGCCGCAUGCGGCGGCGCGUGA
Molecule: messenger RNA, 1422 nt
Organism: Salvia splendens (bonfire salvia)
Lineage: Eukaryota; Viridiplantae; Streptophyta; Magnoliopsida; Lamiales; Lamiaceae
Exons: 1
Coding region: 1-1422 (473 amino acids)
Source: RefSeq, a predicted model, not a curated record